GGGCCGGCUGAGCGAACCACAGACUCUCCUAUAGCGCUCUGCGAGGCACUUUACAUCGCACUGACAGAGGGGCGACCAUUCCCCGAAGCUCCCAUCCAGGCGAGGGCCGCGGCAGCAUCCGAACAGAGGGAAUACCGUUUAGUCAAAGCCUGAUUUCAGAGGUGGAACCGGACGACAAAAAAAAUGUCUUAUCAAGGAAAAAAGAACAUCCCAAAGAUCACAAGCGACAGGCUUCUGAUCAAAGGCGGGAGGAUCGUGAACGAUGACCAGUCCUUCCAUGCCGACAUCUACAUGGAGGAUGGCCUCAUUAAGCAGAUUGGAGACAACCUGAUUGUGCCUGGUGGGGUGAAGACCAUCGAGGCCAACGGAAAGAUGGUGAUCCCCGGUGGCAUUGACAUCCACACCCACCUCCAGAUGCCAUACCGUGGAACCACAACCGUGGAUGACUUCGCCCAGGGAACGAAGGCUGCUCUUGCUGGAGGCACCACCAUGAUCGUGGACCAUGUGAUCCCAGAGCCCGGCAGCAGCCUGAUGGAGGCCUACGACCAGUGGAGGCAGUGGGCCGAUGAGAAGGCCUGCUGUGACUACUCCCUCCACGUGGACGUCACCCACUGGAACGACAGCAUAAAGCAGGAGGUGGAAAACCUUAUCAAGGAGAAAGGUGUGAACUCGUUCCAGGUCUACAUGGCUUACAAGGACUACUACCAGAUGAGCAACAGUGAGCUCUAUGAGAUCUUUACCUUCUUGGCAGAGAGGGGAGGCAUCGCUCAGGUCCAUGCUGAGAAUGGUGAAAUCAUUGCUGAGGAGCAGGCCCGCAUGCUGCAGAUGGGUAUCACUGGACCAGAGGGACACGUGCUGAGCAGGCCAGAAGAGCUGGAGGCGGAGGCGGUGUUUCGUGCCAUCACCAUCGCCAGCCAGACCAACUGUCCUCUCUAUGUGACCCGAGUCAUGAGCAAGAGUGCUGCUGACAUCAUCUCACAGGCCCGGAAAAAAGGAAAUGUUGUGUUUGGGGAGCCAAUCACAGCCAGCCUGGGGACUGAUGGGACACAUUACUGGAGCAAGAACUGGGCCAAGGCAGCUUCAUUUGUAACAUCACCUCCUCUCAGUCCUGAUCCCACCACUCCAGACUAUCUGAACACACUGCUGGCCAGUGGAGACCUGAGUGUGACUGGCAGUGCUCACUGUACCUUCAGUGUGGCCCAGAAGGCCAUCGGCAAGGAUGACUUCACUCAGAUCCCAGAAGGGGUCAAUGGAGUGGAGGAGAGGAUGUCCCUCAUCUGGGAUAAAGCUGUGACUACAGGGAAGAUGGAUGAAAACAUGUUUGUGGCAGUCACCAGCACUAAUGCAGCCAAGAUCCUGAACCUGUACCCGCGUAAGGGUCGGAUUGCCGUGGGCUCCGAUGCCGACCUGGUCAUCUGGGAUACAGACUGCAUCCGUACCAUCACUGCCAAGACACACAACUCGGCUGCUGAGUACAAUGUCUUUGAGGGCAUGGAGCUGCGUGGAGCCCCACUAGUGGUGAUUUGCCAGGGGAAGAUCAUUCUGGAAGAUGGGAACCUGCAUGUCACCUCCGGCGUGGGUCGCUUCAUUCCCUGCUCUGCCUUCCCUGACUUUGCCUACAAGCGUGUUAAAGCCAGGAAGCAGCUGGCCGUCCUGAGGGCAGUUCCCAGGGGAAUGUACGAUGGCCCGGUGUCUGAAUUCUCCCUGUCCCGUGGUGGUACCCCGUCCGCUUCGGCUCGUACCUCUCCCACCAAACAGCCUGUCAGAAACCUGCACCAGUCUGGAUUUAGUCUAGCAGGUAACCCUGCACCAUGCGGUCCCCCCACCCCAGAUGACAUACCCAUUAGGCCUGCUGGCCGGCGUAUUGUGGUGCCCCCUGGUGGUCGCUCUAACAUCACAUCCCUCAGUUAAACAGCAGGAGCUCGAGAGGGGAUGCAUCCAGAAAAGGACAGCAGCCAGAGUGCAGGAUUGAGGGUGGGGGGGGGGGGGAAAGGUAAGGGGAGGGAGAACGAAAGGGAGGGAGGAGGAGAUGCAUAGGACCAUGAUUAGUUAAAAGAGCAAAACACUGACUCCUCAUGCCUUACCUGUCACAAUGCAACCUUGCUCAGAUGAGAACAGUAUCCCUUUUCCUGGGGAAUUUGGAGUAUCAAAAUGGUUUGGAGUUUAUUAUAAAAAAUAAAGUCACCACCAGAGCACAAUACAGACAAGCAGUCUUAGUCUCACUUCUCCUCGAUAUAGAAUGCACCACCUAAAAAGUGAAAACAUGUUCACUUGAUGCUUUGGUAAUGGGCAAUCACAACAGUAAAACUGCAUACCACCACAUUGAGCAAAGGAAGAAAACUAUGCUUUUAGAGGAAAAUGGAUACCGCAUUUCUCAGAAUGACGCUAUGGUUCUUUCAUCCUGUUUGACUUUCAAUGUCACCCUGUUUUCUGUAGCCUGCUUUCUCCAUAGUCAGCAAAACAUAACACUAGAGAUCCCACGUUAGCCAUGUAUUAUCAUGCAGUACCAUUGAGUAGCUCUAGGUGGCAUUGUAUGUAUGGUAAAUGUCAUGUAGCUUUGUGAAUGAUGUUGUUGCAGCCUGUUUGGGUUUACUGGACCAAGUAAAAAGGUAUUUAUCAAAUUGUAGAGCAGGUGUGCUGUUGGACAUGGAGCUGCAUGGGCCACAUUAACAUGGGUGACGUGAUCCAUGAUCCUUUUGCCACCCCUCCUCUGAGGCGCUUGAUAAAUACCAUCCCCACGAUGUAUUGAUUGCAUAAUUAUUGGUGUUUAAAAAAAAAACAAAAAAACAGGAAGAUCGACACAUCUGCGUAGAACAAAAGAAUAUUAGAAAAGGUUUUGCUUUUUUUUUUAUCCCCAAAGGGUUUAUGUCAGUUUUUUUCCUGCACUCCAUCAUGGCUCUAUUAAAAAAAAAAAAAAGAAAAAGAAAAACGUUGUAAGAAACCGUCCUUUGCAUUUGCUUCUAGCUUAUUGCCCGCUCCUGUCAUCCUGAAAUCAUCUUGAAGGAGAACGGAGAUAAAAAGAUAGAAAACCUGUUCUUAACAAGCGCGAAUAAACUCAACUUGUCCCUUGUAGCUCAACUUUAACUAGCUUUGCAAUUAAGGGCAAAGAAGAACUAAGUAAAACAGAUGCAAUGAAAUGAUUGAGUAACAAAAACCUGCUUUCAGAUAACAGCACUUCACCUCUGGAUUUACUUUUUCACUGCUGACAAAUGUGGGCUCUCAUUUUAUAAGAAGACCCAGCGUAGCCCUGCAUAACGCAGUCCUGACCAGUACUAAUUUAACAUCAUCCCCAAUACAACCGUGGGUCCAAUUCAGCUUACAAAACACUCGGGAUCUGUUUGUGUCGGGAGUCUUUGGAGCUCUUUUUUAUGUCUGCUGUUUUCUGAUAAGGCAAGGAGGUUGUGGUGCAGUAAGCUUUUAUUUUGUCGUUGUCCCACUUUGGGGGAGGAAAGGAGAUGGUGAUUUAUAUUUGGCAGCGGUGUGGCAGACUAUGAGGCAGGCACAGGUGGUGGUUUGUUCUAUUUAUGUUAGUUUGACAACCUUUGUUAUUGUUUUUAUGUUGUUUCUUUUUUUUACUGUUGUAUCAAAACCCAGAGAUGGCAGGUCAAAAACAAGAUGUGUUGUGGAGGUAUGAUUUGUUUCCUGAAUAAACAUGAGUUGCAACUGA
Scatophagus argus is the source of this 3667-nucleotide messenger RNA. RefSeq names its product dihydropyrimidinase like 3 (gene dpysl3). Gene Ontology annotation, cellular component: cytosol; cytoplasm. Gene Ontology annotation, molecular function: hydrolase activity, acting on carbon-nitrogen (but not peptide) bonds, in cyclic amides. Gene Ontology annotation, biological process: actin crosslink formation. The coding region runs from base 184 to 1911 and encodes 575 amino acids. The transcript has 14 exons. Lineage: Eukaryota; Metazoa; Chordata; Actinopteri; Scatophagidae. The record is from RefSeq and is a predicted model, not a curated record.